Molecule: messenger RNA, 2196 nt
Organism: Lodderomyces parapsilosis
Lineage: Eukaryota; Fungi; Ascomycota; Pichiomycetes; Serinales; Debaryomycetaceae
Exons: 1
Coding region: 1-2196 (731 amino acids)
Molecular function (GO): protein binding
Source: RefSeq, a predicted model, not a curated record
AUGAGCGAGUCCCCUUCCACAGUUGCCCCUGAAAUGAUCUCAGACGAACGCACUUUGUUGUUUGAGGACCAACAAGAGUCCCAUAUUAAAAGAGUAUCCAGUAGAGGUGGAGACCGUGUGGCCACUAUUACAAACUUGUUUUUCAAAAAUAAGCAUUUGUCUAAACAUCACGCCACAGUGAGGUAUGACAAAACUAUUGGAUUCACAAUUGAAGAUACCAACUCAACUUUCGGAACUGUUGCUAACGACAGAGUUAUCAAGCACAAUGUCAGAGUACCAUUAAGAGACAAGGAUACUUUGGGGUUCAUUUUGUCCAAACCCUCCCUGAAAAUCAAAGAGGUAUUCAAGAAAUUUGAAUCUGAAUUGGAACACAACAGCAUCCCCCUCUCCGAAUUUGACCUGCCAAAAAUCAGCAUGAAGUUUGUUGUUGCUAUCAACAAAUCUGUGUUUAAAUUGAUUCCGCAUGCUAGCAAUGAUGCCUUUGCUGGGAAUGAUUUGACAAAUGAUGGUUCUACAACUAACCUCUCAACGUUUGAAGCUACUGGGUUAGAAAAUUAUGAGGUGGAUGGUGAACGUGAGCAUCAUCAUCAUUCUGUUGCAGAGAAAGAGAGAAAGGCUCCCCUCAUUAUCAUUGACCAUGAUGAGGAACAUGAAGGAAAGGCUGGUGAUAUAAUAAAGUUGAGAACUGAAAACGAUCCAUUUGGCGCUUCCAAGAAAAAUACACCAGAUGCUCCAAUUGAGAUCGAGAGCGAACUUGAUGAAACUUCGGGCGAAGAUUUCGAUGUUCGUCGCUAUGGCAACCGAGACCUCUCCCAAUUUGAAUUGAGUGAUGUCCUGGUUUCAGCAUCAAAGGUUAGUGAAAACAAGCACAUCGACAAUCAAUCGAAACAUAAGUUCAAAUCUCCGACUCCGGGGAAAGAGCACUCCGAUUGUGAUGAGGUUUCUUUAGGUGAGGCAAAGGUGAAGGAAGCAGAAGAGGAAGCAGAAGAGGAAGAAGAAGGGGAAGAAGAAGGGGAAGAAGAGGAAGCAGAAGAGGAAGAAGAAGGGGAAGAAGAAGGGGAAGAAGAAGAGGAAGAAGAUGACGGGCCACCUAGUGAAUCCGAUAUUGUUUACGAAGUUGAAGAGGUGAACUUCGCAGACAACGGCAAACAAGUUAAUAACGAGGAGGAAGAAGAAAUGAUAAAAAAGGAAGACAAACCCUUGGACAACGAGGCAUUUACUUCAAGGGCCAAAAUUACACCCUCAGUCCCAAGUGCGUCCACCCCUGAAGCAUGUAUUAAAGAUUAUCUUGAAAAAUCUGCAUCAGAGGACAGCCCACUGACUGAAAGUACUGAUAAUGAAUACAAUAGUCAAGGAUAUGCUUUUGAGGACAUUGAUUCAGAUUCCGAAAGUGGAUACAGUUGUUACAACGUCGAAGAUCACAAACUGUGUCACAACGAUGAUCCAAAAGCUGAUGAAAGUGACUUGGAUCAUUCGUGUUCUAGCUAUGACAGCGACGACUACGACUACGAUCUUCCUUUGGACAUUCCAUUGGAAGAGAUAAGUCUGGCGGAAGAAUCUGUCUGUGUACGCUCUGAUUUUGAAGACAGCUUCCGUGGUGAUGAAAAGCUUGCCCACAAUCAUAAAGCUGGUCUGAAAUCCUCAGAAAAAUAUUUGUAUGACCAUUUAGAGCAUUGCUAUUGCUUUUCUCAUGUAUCAAACGCACGAGAUGUGAGUGGUUCUGAUGAAGAAUUCAUCUGCGAUUGUUCCGAUCAAGGGGAAUAUUAUUGUGAGGAAGGUGGUAAUUGCAGCGUAACCACCAAGAAAGACAAUCAUUGCAAAGGGGUAGCAUUCGACAGGCAACCCGAGUCAUUAGUGACAUCAAAACAUUUUGGAAGCGCUCAGUUGAUGAUGGAAAGUGGGAUGAAUAAUGACCAGCCUAGGUCAAGUAUACUGAGUUCGAGAAAAAGAUCGUACAACAAUAUGGUGGAUGGAGAAAGCUUAGAAGGUAGGUUGGGCAAUGAUUACUCGAGCAACGGUGCUGGUGGUGAUUGUAGUGAUGAAACAAGUGUCACCGAUAUGCCUUUACGCAAGAAGCAUAUCAGGGAGGAUUCUAAAGUUAAAACCAUUGCGAAAGAGGUGGCGAAAGCGUUAUUUUAUGUAGCUGCUACAAUUACUGCCCUUGGGAUCUAUGGCUCAAAAUUGGAAGAGAAUUAG